CUGCCUUCCUUCCUUCUGAAGCUCAGCUCCAGCCUAAGUGUUUCCUUCCCAAUCCCACUCUGGACGGAGUUCUACCCGGCGACUGAUGACGCGGAGGCGCUCCCCCUCCCCAUUGGCUGCCUGCCUUCCUGCCUGCCUCCAAAGGAUUUCUGCCCGGGAUUGAGAGUUGUUCUGCUUGCAGAACCGGGAUCGACCCAGAGUGCGGACGCGAGUGAGACCCUCUCCUCCAGGAUGGGCGCCACCCGGGCGCUGUGGGCACUCUGGGCGGCCCUGGGAUACUACAACUCCCAAGCAGGGGCCUUCGUGCUUCACCUGGAGACGGACUGCUUCCUCUCACCCUCCGGCCGGGCCCUCUGGGCCAACUGGACCAUGGCCUUCAACCAGCUGCCCUUGGUCUGCUAUGACAACGAAGGCGGGCACUUCCUGCCCUGCGGCCUAGGGGAAGUGAACCCGUGGUUCCCAGUCGCCUCGUCCAUCUCCCAGUGGCUGGACACCCAUGGCCCCCCACAAGGGCCCCAUGCCCGCCAAGCCUGCCAGAACCAGACCCAGCCCAUCUGGAAGCGUACAGCCGAGCGCAGGGCCCCCCCACAGGUGCUCAUCCACCCGGUGACUCGGCAAGGCCCCCCAUCGGCCAGGGUGCUGUCCUGCGUGGCCUGGGGCUUCUUCCCGCCGGAGGUGGACAUCGCCUGGUUCUGGAAUGGGGCCCCCGUGGAGGCCCAGCAGGGCCCCCUCUCCCUCCGCAGCAACGGAGACUGGACCUUCCAGGCCGAGAGGAGCCUGGCCCUGGAGCCCCGUCCCAGAGGGAUCUACUCCUGCCGCGUGAACCACCCCAGCCUCCAGGAGCCCAUCGUCGUGGAGUGGGUGCCCGGUUUGCCCCUGGAUCUGCGCCUCAAGGUGGGCCUGGCGGGGGCCGUCCUGGGCCUGGGACUGGUCUUCUUCAUUGCCGCAGCUGCCGUGUUCUGGAGGGAAAACGGGCGACAAGGUUACGUUCCUAUUGAGGGCAGCUCUUUCCCAGAAGGUCACUGAGAGGCCAAAGCCACCCCAGGGGACCACGGCUGACCCCCACCCAAAUGCCUUGCCUUCUGUGCUGGGAGCAACUGGGAGGAAGGGUCCCACCACCAGUUUGACCCCAUGCGCCCUAUGCGUCGGCAGCCUUUGAAAGAUGCCUUGAGUUGAGAGGGGAGAGAAGCCAACGGUGUUUUUAACCUCUUUGAGGCAUAUUUUCAAAAAAAAAAUUGUUUGCAUAAAUAUGCGCGGUGUGCUUUUAAAACUAGGUGACGUGGUGCUAUUUGCAUACAGCCAAUCAGGAAGCCUUUACGCCGUCCGUUCCUGCUCAGUCUUCAAUGCUUGUUUAGAGCAAAACGGGGCUUUGGAGGCUAACAGAUUAUUGGAAUAAAGGCUGGUUUAUUUCCUA
Messenger RNA from Anolis carolinensis (green anole), 1414 nucleotides. Its product is annotated as class II histocompatibility antigen, M beta 1 chain. Gene Ontology annotation, biological process: antigen processing and presentation; immune response. The coding region runs from base 232 to 1026 and encodes 264 amino acids. Gene Ontology annotation, cellular component: MHC class II protein complex; membrane. The record is from RefSeq and is a predicted model, not a curated record. The transcript has 6 exons. NCBI's taxonomy places the organism in Eukaryota, Metazoa, Chordata, Lepidosauria, Squamata, Anolidae.